Molecule: messenger RNA, 3275 nt
Organism: Cricetulus griseus (Chinese hamster)
Lineage: Eukaryota; Metazoa; Chordata; Mammalia; Rodentia; Cricetidae
Source: RefSeq, a predicted model, not a curated record
AAAAAAUGUAGAAGACUUCACUGGCCCUAGAGAAAGAAGUGACCUGGGAUUCAUCACAUUUGAUAUAACUGCUGAUCUAGAGAACAUAUUUGAUUGGAAUGUUAAACAGUUAUUUCUUUAUUUGUCAGCAGAGUAUUCAACAAAAAAUAAUGCUCUGAACCAAGUCGUCCUUUGGGACAAGAUUGUGUUGAGAGGUGAUAAUCCGAAGCUGCUUUUGAAAGAUAUGAAGACAAAGUAUUUUUUCUUCGAUGAUGGAAAUGGCCUCAAGGGAAACAGAAAUGUCACCUUGACGCUAUCUUGGAAUGUUGUACCAAAUGCUGGAAUUCUACCUCUGGUGACAGGAUCAGGACAUGUAUCUGUCCCAUUUCCAGAUAAAUAUGAAAUAACGAAGAGUUACUAAAUUAUUCUGAAUUUGAAACACAUUUUUAUACGUCAUGAAUUGCAUCUCAUCUCUCCCCUGUAGCUAUCUUCAUUUGUUUUUGGCUAUAUUUUUCUUUUUCUUUCUGUUUUGGUAUAAGAUAGACUAACAUCAAAAGACAUAGUGGAAGUGAAAGGUUAUGGGCUGCUUAAGCAUAGCUUUGCAAACAAAACAAAAGAUUGCCAGAGAGGAGGAGUGUAAGAAUAGGGCCACUGCAUAGGAAGAACUUGUAAGCAGGGUAGGAUUGAAAUAUUUCUUAUAUUUGCAUUGUCUUAUGGAUACAAAAUGAGCAUAAAGGGCUGUUAAACUUCCAGGUGUCUAUAGAGUCAUAAGAAUUCUGAAUUACUUGUUUUGUGUUUGUGCAAGUUGACAGUGAUUGUGUGAUUGUGACUUACACGUGACCACUCUAUCUUUUAGUGUAUGUUAGAUUACUGGGAACAUUAGUGUGGAUCUUUGAAGUCUGGUUUACAAAAGAGCAGAGUGGUAAAAUUUUAUUCCAUUUGUUUAGAAAUUCCCAUAAUCCUUGUCUUCCUUAGGUGAAUAGAAGCUUUCUCCAAAGACCAAGAAUCUCUUUGUAUGCUGUAAAAUCUUGCAGGCUCAUUUUAAAGUCUCAACUCAACCAAAUGUGUGUCUUUUAGUGUUUGCAGAAUGCUCCUUUGAAUAUCUGUAUAAAUUUUAAGCUUUGCCAUGGAAAGUUGAAAAUGUUUGUUUGCAUGGAUUGCCUUCUUGAACUGGAUUUGUCCCACUGAACAUGUCUCUUUAGCUAACUACAGUUUUCUUAGCUCCAUAUUUUAAUAGUUGGAAUAGUAAGAAUAUUUGUGGUAUGGUUUUGCAUCUACAAAAUUCUCUCAUUUGUUUGAAUGUUGUCUUGAGUAGUCCUAAUGAGGUAGAUGGUGCAAAUGUUAGCUUUGCAAGUGAAGAAAUUGAAACCCAUAAAUUUACCAACUUGCACCCAAAUUGGACAGCAAGUGGUAGAGUUUUCUAAUACCUGGGUUUACGCAUUAACCCUAUUCAUCUAAUUUAAUUGUGGUUUUUAUUAUUUUGCAUUCCAUCUAGGAAUGAUAGAGUGUGAAACUAAUUUUUAGCAGCCAGCAACUUACACAAUGGUAUUUUUGUUUGUGGGUACUCAUUUUUACCCAUAUUAAAACUACUUGGGUUUGUAAAAUAAUUUAGAGAUUAAAUACAUUACAUAUAAUUAAAUAUAUAAUUAUAUUUGGUGUAAAAUUAUUUUUGCAUGGAUCAGCACCCUCAGUUACCAGCUGCAAAUUGGCUAGUCUUAAAUCCAUGAACAGACACUAGACACUGUAGUUCCACCCAGCAGUAACCUAAAAGGGCUCCUUUCUUCCACUAGCAUAAAUCAGUUAGCAUUUGUUCUCUUUACCUCAUGUAAAGUAUAUCACUGUUUAGUGGCAUUCAUUUCAACAGUUCUUGUAUGUGGUGGUGCAGUUCUUACAAAUGCAUGUGCAUGAGGUUUUUAUGCCAGUAGUAAGUCAGAGGUACAGCCCUAGUUUGGCACUAGCAGUUUCAUUAAACAUUUCAGGCUCGCUGUUUCCUUGUCUAUAAAGUGACUCUUUACUCCGAUAUAGAUCUGAAGUAUUUUCUGUUCAUCAGAUCAUGAACAGGAAAUCAUGUUGCUUAACUGAAGUCAGGGAGGUGAUGGAAAGAUUAUAGUUCAUAAUGAUCUGAGCUUCUGCUACAUUUCACACCUACAAAGUUGAGCUUUAUACAUUGAACAGAUACUAGACGUGUAAAAUCUGCAAGUGUCAAAGCUGAGAAUAUCUGGGUGUUUCCUGGUUAAGGAAGCCAUUAGCAAACCUCUAGCAUUAAAGCCAGACCUCAGGUGCGUCUGUUGGUCUAGCACAGACAAACUAGGACUGAAGGUUUCUAGAAUAAUCAUUUAUUUGAAAAGUGCAAUUUUAGGAGUUUGGUAAGGAAAACCGGGAAAGCCCACCUGGCACAAUGUGACUGGACUAACAUGGCUGCUCCAGCCUGCCACUAGCUCUGUUUCUUAGGAACUGAGUUUCAUGUGUGCACAGCUUUCUUAGUUUGUAAUAGUUCUUCGCCUUAGGAAGUUUGUAUGUUUGAUAAGCAUAUCUCUGGUCUCUGUUUUAUAGAAGUCUGAUCAAGUCUCUACAGAGAUUUAGUGUUUCUGAUUUUUAACAAACUGUGGUGAUCUAUGGAUAGUAUGAGCCCAGACAUGACUCUGGGAGAAGAGGGUAAUUGCAAGAUACUCAGUAGAGUGAUUGCAGUUAGAAAGGAACUUUAAAAUGUAGCACUCCGCAUAUCCCUUUCAGUCUCACCUAGAAACAGCUUCACCUGUGUGCUUCAUGCCCAUCCAUUGCAUUUAGUGUCUUUAUGCUGAGAGGAAAAUAAUAAAAUCAGAAACUGUUAAGAAUGUACUAGGAAAAUUGGUUGGUUUGAAUAUCUUUUCUGGUAGUUACCUUACAGUGGUCUGUCUGGCUAGUUAGUUCUCUAUGCUAGGAAAUGGGCUCUAAGGAUCUAAAGCUUUGGAGGGGCCUGGUACAGGUUAGUGGAGGUUUUGCUGUGUUACACUUUGAAUUAACAUGCAACAGAUGUACAGAGCAGACUUUGUAGCUGUGACCUUUGAUUGUAAGUAAACAUCUAUAUUUCAAAAGCUUCCCUGGCUUUCAGCAGCAAGCCUAUGUAUGUAACUUUCUGUGAGACUGCCAAUAGGUCAACGAUGUAUGUUUCAAAAAGUUAUCCCAUAGUUUUUAUGCAGUUUGGAAAAUUGUUUACUUAAAAACUAAAUUCACAAAAAACUAAUCCAUAAAAAUGCUGAAUAUGUAUGUGAAGAUUUUCUUAAUUACAAUAAAUAUUCAACGUUUUUAUAAUAAAA